CAGAGGAAAGUCAGUAGAGGCGCGGGCGUGGAGCUAAGAGUGUAUGGCGCCCCCCGCGGCCUAGAGGUCUAGAGCCAGCUGAGAGCUAGUUGGAUUCGCCCUCCUGGUUCGAAGCCAGUGAAGCCCCCUGGUUGCCUGUGAUCAUGUUGGUGCCUCUGGCGAAGCUGUCCAGCCCCGCACUUCAGUGCUUACAUGCCCUAAAAAUAUUCAAGAAGGAUUGUCUGCUACAUCCUGGUGCUGCAAGAUGGGCUUCAACUUCUGGGGUGCCUCGUAUCACAACACACUAUACAAUUUAUCCUCGGGAGAAAGACAGUCGAUGGGAAGGGGUGAGCAUGGAAAGAUUUGCAGAAGAAGCUGAUGUAGUGAUAGUUGGUGGAGGUCCUGCUGGUCUCUCUGCAGCUAUUCGUCUAAAACAGUUGGCUGCUAAACAUGAAAAGGAAAUUCGAGUAUGUUUAGUGGAAAAGGCUUCUCAAAUAGGGGCACAUAUUCUCUCUGGUGCUUGUCUUGAACCAUCUGCUUUUGAAGAACUCUUCCCAGACUGGAAAGAGAAAGGGGCUCCACUUAAGACUCCUGUAACAGAAGACAAAUUUGGAAUUUUAACAAAGAAAUUUAGAAUUCCUGUGCCAAUCCUUCCAGGUCUUCCAAUGAUUAAUCAUGGAAAUUAUAUUGUGCGCUUAGGCAAUUUGAUUAGUUGGAUGGGGCAGCAAGCGGAACAACUUGGUGUUGAAGUGUACCCUGGGUAUGCAGCUGCAGAGGUUCUAUUUCAUGAAGAUGGCAGUGUAAAAGGAAUUGCGACUAAUGAUGUAGGCAUACAUAAGGAUGGAUCACCAAAGACUACAUUUGAAAGAGGCCUGGAGCUACAUGCCAAAGUGACAAUUUUUAGUGAAGGUUGUCAUGGACAUCUUGCCAAGCAGCUGUAUAAGAAGUUUGACCUGAGGGCCAAUUGUGAACCCCAGACCUAUGGUAUUGGAUUAAAGGAGUUAUGGAUUAUUGACCAAAAGAAUUGGAAACCAGGAAGAGUAGAACAUACAGUUGGUUGGCCCUUGGACAAACAUACUUAUGGAGGAUCUUUCCUCUAUCAUUUAAAUGAGAAUGAGCCAAUGGUAGCUCUUGGUUUUGUGGUUGGUUUAGAUUAUCAGAAUCCAUACUUGAGCCCUUUUAGAGAGUUCCAGAGGUGGAAGCACCAUCCUUCAGUUCAGCCAACCCUAGAGGGAGGGAAAAGGAUUGCCUAUGGAGCCAGAGCUCUCAAUGAAGGUGGCUUUCAGUCUAUACCAAAACUCACAUUCCCUGGUGGAGUUCUCAUUGGCUGCAGCCCCGGUUUCAUGAAUGUUCCUAAGAUCAAAGGUACCCAUACUGCAAUGAAAAGUGGCAUUGUGGCUGCAGAAUCCAUUUUCAACAAACUAACUAGUGAGAAUCUCCAGUCAGAAACAAUAGGACUCCAUGUACCUGAAUAUGAGGACAAUUUGAAGAAAUCAUGGGUAUGGAAGGAACUUUAUUCUGUUCGAAACAUCAGGCCUGCCUGCCAUUCACCAUUGGGUUUGUAUGGAGGGAUGAUUUACACUGGAUUGUUUUACUGGAUAUUCAGAGGAAUGGAACCAUGGACAUUAAAACACAAAGGUGCUGACUCUUCUCAACUAAAGCCAGCUAAAGAAUGCGUGCCUAUCGUGUACCCAAAACCUGACGGGAAGAUAAGUUUUGACCUACUCUCCUCAGUGGCCCUAAGUGGAACUAAUCAUGAUGACGAUCAGCCGCCACACUUAACACUGAAGGAUGACAGUAUACCUGUUGAUAGGAAUUUGGCAAUAUAUGGUGGGCCAGAACAACGAUUCUGUCCUGCAGGAGUUUAUGAAUUUGUUCCUACAGAUUCAGGUAUUGGAUUUCGAUUGCAAAUAAAUGCUCAGAACUGUGUCCACUGCAAAACCUGUGAUAUUAAAGAUCCAAGUCAGAAUAUUAAUUGGGUGGUACCAGAAGGUGGUGGAGGACCUGCUUACAAUGGAAUGUAAUGUUGAUCUCUCUUGAUUUCAUUUAUAAAUGGUUUGCUUGAUGGGUAGUUCCCUAACAUUUUAGAGUAAACAUUAUAGCUUUAAAUUAUUUUCAAAAAAAGAAUACUUAUUAAAUUAUCCUAGAACCUGUUGUUAAUCAGAAGCCUAAGCUUCCCAUGAAGUUAAAAGCACUAUACUGUAGACGUAAAGUAAUUGGGUUGGUUUUUUUUUUUACAAAUUAAAGAGACUAGAGGAAGAAGAGAGAAGAGAUAUGGGAGAAAGGGACAUUAGGAGAUGAAGAAAAGCAGAAAGGGCUGAAGAGGGGAUUCAGGUAUAGAACUAGAUUAUGUUUGCAGUUCCUUCCUACUUAAUACCUGUUUAAUUCUUCAGACAAGUGCCAUAGGUCAAUUGUACUAUCAUGUAUGAAGUUGACUAGCUUUCAAUGAGUCACACUUUUUCUGUGGAUCUUAGGAGCCUGAAAACCAAUAUGUCUUUAUUAUUAUUUCCCCUUGGAUUUUAAUAAAUGAAUCAUUUUUAAGUUAUCCAGUUUGUACAAAAUGAAGAUUACAUGAAGCUUCUCUUCAUUAAAUUAUAGUCCAUGAGACAGUUUGUGAACAGGUUUUGUAUAGACAGUGACAAUUAGAAAUCCAAAUUGCUACAUUAAGUGCAAAAAGUUUAGUAAAGUAUUACAUUAUGACUUUUCCCCUUUGCCUACUUUACACAGAAACAUGAAACCUGGAUAGUUUCCAGGUAGAAUGGACAUGACUGAUAAAAAAAAUUGUAUGUGAACUUUGCAGAAAGCUGUUGUAAAAAUUCAAGUUUUCACAUUAUUUUGUAAUCGUUUUAUCAAGAAUAAUUCUUAUCUAUUUCCACACUGUAAGAUGUAGGAAAUUCUUAAGUUCAGUAUUUGUUGCAGGCUUGUAUUAUGGGACAAAUGCAGUAUCCAAAGACACCCUUAAAGAGACUUCAUGCUGCCUUUGUAUAAUCAGUGCAUACUAUUUAAACAAAAACAAUGUUCUUAAGUAAACAUUUUUUCAUAUAAGCUACAUUAUCUUUAUCCUUCUGUGCCUUAAUCUGUUUGGCCUCUUGCAUUUCUGCCUCAAUGGCUGUGAAAUAAACAUCCAUCAUUUAUAACAUCUGUUAAA
This is a messenger RNA of Gracilinanus agilis (Agile Gracile Mouse Opossum), 3127 nucleotides long. It is a transcript of the gene ETFDH, whose product is annotated as electron transfer flavoprotein dehydrogenase. Gene Ontology annotation, molecular function: electron-transferring-flavoprotein dehydrogenase activity; iron-sulfur cluster binding. Gene Ontology annotation, cellular component: mitochondrial inner membrane. The coding region runs from base 144 to 2003 and encodes 619 amino acids. The record is from RefSeq and is a predicted model, not a curated record. Gene Ontology annotation, biological process: electron transport chain. NCBI's taxonomy places the organism in Eukaryota, Metazoa, Chordata, Mammalia, Didelphimorphia, Didelphidae. The transcript has 13 exons.